GUAAGAGGCACUGCCGCUCGAUACUUCCGAGCUCCGAUUUCGAACGUGCACUCUUACGUGAAAUAACGGAUCUACGCGUGUCUUUGUGUAAGUUGCGUAUAGAAAAUAAAUAAAAAACAUCCUGAUAAUAGGUGCUGAUUGCAUCGGUAUAGAAAAAAAAUAAUCCCGACAAAGAUUGAAUAAGUGCCGAUAAUCUUAUCGCGUUGACGAUGCCGGUGAUGUAGUGCUACUGUAACUUGGUGAGAAACUGUUAUUCUCAAUCGACUCGUGUUCGGGGGUACAGCAGCAAGUAAAAAAAAAAAAAAAAAAAAAGACACCAUCAUGCGGUACCUCAUUGUCCUCGACUCGUGGAUCCACUGGAUCGCAACGUUUGCGGUUUUCGUGCUGAUGACGCAAGUUGGCAUCUGCAUCGGGUGGGUAGCGCCAAACAUCGCCAAACUGAUGGACGAGGACUCGGACAUACCACUGGACACCGACCAAGUAUCCUGGAUGGUGUCCAUAGCACCCCUAGUGGGCAUCCUGGGAGCUGUCGCGAGCGCCCUGGGAGUCGAAUUUUUGGGCAGUCGCCGAGUCAUCCUGGCCGCUUUCACCGUCAUGUCCGCCAGCUGGGUGUGCAUGAUGGCGGCCAACUCGGUGGCUUGGCUGUACGUGGCGCGCGGCCUCACCGGUCUCGUCCUGUCGGCUAGCUACAGCUGCUUCUCCAUCUACCUAGGCGAAAUAGCGGAUCCCAAGAUCCGGGGCACCCUUGUGUCCGUGGCCGCGGGCGGCAACCCCUUUGGCAUUGUCGUGGGCACCGUGGCCGAGACUUACUUGCCGAGACGCGCCUCGAGCUCCAUGUACCUCGUCCUGUGUCUCAUGGCCCUGCUGCUGAUGCUUUGGCUCCAGGACACCCCGUACUACCUGACGAGGAAGGGCCUGGCCGAGAGGGCGCGUGCCUCGGUCGUCUUCUACCGUCCCGGGUGCGACGUGGACAAGGAGGUGCUGGAGAUCGGGGCUUUCGUCGAGUGCCACGCGGUCGGGGGGAGCUUCCGCACCAAACUGCGGGAUUUGAACGCACCGGCCGUCAGAUGGUCCUUUUUCGUGAUCGUGACGUUGUUCGCGCUGCCACACGUGAGCGGGACCAUGAACCUCUCGUCGUACAUGGAGGUCAUCCUGAGGAAGGCGCGGUCACGGCUGGUCGAGCCCGAGCGGUUCGUCAUCUACGCCAACGUGACGAGCGUGCUGUCGACCCUGCUGACCUUCAAGCUGAUAGACGUCCUUGGUAGGAGGGUGUUGCUCGUGGUGUCGGGGAUCGGGACGUUUGUGGCCAUGGGGGGUCUGGGCCUGCACUUUUACCUGCUGGGCGCCGGCUUCGAUCCCGAGGGUCUCCAGUGGCUGCCGGUUGUCAGUAUACUCGGGUACUUGGUGACCUACGCGGUUGGGUUCUCGCCGGUGCCGAGCACCGUGCUCAGCGAGCUCUUUGCCGACAACGCCAAGAGCGUGGCCGCCCUCGUCGCCACCCUGUCCGCCCCGUUUUUCUCGUUCGUGGUUACCAAGGCCUACCAGCCUAUGGUCGACCGGGUCGGGGAGGCCUACGUCUUCUGGAUACACGCGCUCUUCGGCUUCGCGGCCGUGCCCUACGCGCUUUUCGUCCUGCCGGAGACCAGGGGAAAGACUUUUCAGGAGAUACAGGACGCUCUGACUGGAAAGUAGAGGGUGGAAGCGGAACGCGAUUCGAGCGAUUGUUCGAGUGACUUGUAAUUUAUUUAUAUAUUUUUUUUUUUUUCAUGCAAUCGACACUGGGAUAGUACGUCGAACCCGUUGGAGACUUGUAAAUAUUAAAUUUAUCAUGUUGAGAGUACUGGCAUUAAAUGAUUUUAC
Messenger RNA from Copidosoma floridanum, 1860 nucleotides. RefSeq names its product facilitated trehalose transporter Tret1-like. Gene Ontology annotation, molecular function: transmembrane transporter activity. Gene Ontology annotation, cellular component: membrane. The record is from RefSeq and is a predicted model, not a curated record. Lineage: Eukaryota; Metazoa; Arthropoda; Insecta; Hymenoptera; Encyrtidae. Gene Ontology annotation, biological process: transmembrane transport.